GGAUUACGUGAGCAUCUCUGGCUCAGAUUGAGAGUAAAGCCUCAGCUCUGCAUCUCUCUGCAGGAAUGAGCGCGGCCGUGGUGCACAGAGGAUUCCUCAGGAAAUACGGCGGUUUCAUGUUCAAACAAUGGAAGGAGAAGUACCUGGUGCUGACGGUGGAGGGGAACCUGAUGGUGUGUCGAGACGCAGACUCACCUCCGGACCAGGUGGUGGCGCUGCAGAGUAACUGUGAGUCUAUAGUGGAAGGGAAAGAGAUCUUGGACCUGCCCCGUUUACCCUCCGGAGGCCGCAGAGACAGCUGCUUCGCUCUCAUCCUGCCCCAGGACAAGUUCCUUCUGCUGCUGUCGGACGGCCCUGAUGAGUGCAUUCAAUGGCUGAAGUUACUCAGAAAGGUGAAAGAGGGUGUGACCUCCCCACUCGCCCUGAAGAGACAGCAGAGCAUCACUCCCUGCAUCACGGACAGAGAGCCGCUUCCAGACGUGUCCAGUGAUAAAGACCCCUCGUCCCCGAGGGUCCGCUCCAGAGAAAACUCCUUCAGACACAGAGGCAGUGUGACCCAGCGGGCCCCACGCAGCCCCACGGCCCCGGCCCCGCUGCGCUCCGCAGACUGUCUGAGGCACGGGAACAGCAGCGACGCGAGGGCCGUGAGGGCCGUCUGUCUGCUGAUGGGUGGAGCGGCCGCCUCCUCGGCUUUGGGAUACCUCAGCUCCUGUCCACCCGCCUCGGCCAGCAGCGUCCACCCUCCGGAGCUCAGCCACUCCACGGCCUUCUCUGAGAUGAGCGGCGGGAGCUCGUAUCACGCCUGCAGCCAGGCCAUCGAGUCGCCACACUUCAACAGCUUCGACUUCGAGGGAGACUCCGACUUCGACGCCUUCGACUGCGGAGGCUUCGCCUUUUAACGGAACAGGCUUAUCUUAUUCACAGGGUUCCCACGUUCAGAAAUGAAUAAACUUUUUAAAGGGUCGUGAACAUUCCUGCAGUAAAUAUGUCUACAGGAUAGUUCUUUCUUUGUCAAGCGUAGUAGAGCGAGCCAUACACCUUCAUGAUGAAUGCUGCAUACAAAGUUGUUUGUUAAUCUCUUUUCAGCAGAAGACAAAAAUAAUUUGAUUUAGAAAAUAUGUAAAGAUGCAAAUGGAUAUAUUGGAAAAUGAAGCCUAUUAUUUCAUGCAUUGAGAUAUUAUGUCCCAGAAAUCUCCUUGAAAAGUUCUGUGCCCCUUUUAACUUGUAUGUUGUGGCUAUUGUAUGUUUCAGAUAUAAUAUACAUUAAAUUGCAUAUUAUUGCUUUAAACUUUGUUAUAAUAAUGUCCCUUAGAACUCCUAGUCCAUUUUUAUUUUUUGUUUAUCUAAUUCAAAUAUAAAGGUUAAAAAGUUUUA
This is a messenger RNA of Puntigrus tetrazona (Sumatra barb), 1374 nucleotides long. RefSeq lists its product as uncharacterized. The record is from RefSeq and is a predicted model, not a curated record. Gene Ontology annotation, cellular component: membrane. The transcript has 5 exons. NCBI's taxonomy places the organism in Eukaryota, Metazoa, Chordata, Actinopteri, Cypriniformes, Cyprinidae. The coding region runs from base 66 to 899 and encodes 277 amino acids. Gene Ontology annotation, biological process: regulation of cell differentiation.